AUGGGUUCCCACGACUCUCUCAACCAAGCCGAAGGUGCUCCUCGCUUCUGGUACCGCGAUAACUUCUUCCUCACAAACGACAAGUCUUAUCUAUGCCCUCAAACCUUCAACAAGUCUCUCGAUGACAACUGGUGGAGCAGCCCCUUGCCAAACGGACAACUCCAGAGGGUGCUGGAUAACUGUCUGACCCUGGCGGUGUACUAUACUCCUCAAACCGCCGAGGAGAUGAAGAGAAACGGCAUCGCUUCACCAAAAGAUGGCUCCCCGCACAAGAUGGUCGGUUUCGCUCGCGUGGUGACCGACUAUGUAACUCUAGCCUACCUCACAGACGUCUUCGUCGUCGACGAAUUCCAGAGGCGGGGAUUGGCGUCGUGGUUGAUGCAAGCUCUCAAGGAGAUCGUCAACGAAUGGAAGCACAUGCGCGGACUUCUUCUCAUGACCCACGACCAAGCCGCAGCGAGGCUGUAUCAAAGGGAAUUGGGUGCUCAAGAGUUCGAAAAGGGUCCAUCAGCCGGCCUAGUAAUGCUCGAAAUGGCCGGCCCAGCCGAGAAACCUGCACCCAAGCACUGA
Fusarium pseudograminearum CS3096 is the source of this 570-nucleotide messenger RNA. RefSeq lists its product as uncharacterized. The coding region runs from base 1 to 570 and encodes 189 amino acids. NCBI's taxonomy places the organism in Eukaryota, Fungi, Ascomycota, Sordariomycetes, Hypocreales, Nectriaceae. The transcript has 2 exons. The record is from RefSeq and is a predicted model, not a curated record. Gene Ontology annotation, molecular function: acyltransferase activity, transferring groups other than amino-acyl groups.